AUGAUGACAUCAAGAAGAGGAGUCGUUGUGCUUUCCCUUUUGUGUGCUUUUACAGGUACAGCCGCCUGGCAAUUGCCGGUGACACACAGCUCUUCCCGUACAGGAGGGGCUCUCAGUGUCAGCAGCGCUUCUUAUUUGGAUUCCUUGUCCACCGUGACUCCGCAUCAGACGUAUUCAUCUGUCACACCGCCACAGCCGAGUAAUGUGGAUUAUGAUAAAGUUCGAUCUGAUCUCAAGCUGCUCAUGGACAAUCCGUCUUGGGAUGAUGGAUCGUUGGCCCCUAUCUUUAUCAGGUUGGCAUGGCAUAGUAGUGGCACUUACGACGCGGCAACGGGGACUGGGGGUUCCAACGGUGCAGGCAUGAGAUUUGACACGGAAGCCGCCGAUCCAGAAAAUGCCGGUCUGGAGGUAGCCAGAGCCUUUUUGGAACCCAUCAAGCGCCAACAUCCCAAUAUUUCCUACUCGGACCUUUGGAUUUUGGCUGCCUAUGUGGGCCUGGAACAUACAGGAGGCCCAGUCCUUCCGUUUUCUCCUGGACGAACGGACCACGGAGACGAAACGUAUUGGGCACGAACGGGCAUGACCUAUGGCCGUCUCCCCGCGGCAGAAAAGUACCUUUGCCCCUAUGUGCCUGGUGAUAGUCUCGGCAACAGUCAGGAUGCAGCUGGCCGAAUUGUGGGCUGGGAAGGCCUUUGUACCCAUGUCAAAAAUGAGGUCUUUUAUCGAAUGGGGUUCAAUGAUCAAGAGAUUGUGGCUCUCCUCUGUGGUGGCCAUGUCUACGGCCGUUGCCAUCCCAAUUUCUCGGGUUAUGCGGGACCUUGGGUAGAGCACCCAACCGAAUUUUCCAAUGAGUAUGCCACCGAUAUGCUAGAAGAUGAAUGGACGCUGGUCAGUCAUGCGGAUACAUGGUUGGAUGCCCAGGGGGCCGCGGAAUUACGACCUGCCCCAGGGAACCGCCAGUUUGUCAACAAAAAGCCGGGUCACGUGGACGACGAACCCAAUCAGAUGAUGUUGGCUUCAGACAUGAUAGUGGCGUGGGAUCCUUCCUUACGUAUUUACCUGGAGGCAUAUGCCGCCGAUGAAGCCCGACUCAAGGACGACUUUGGUCAAGCUUUCAAGAAGCUCACCGAGCUGGGCUGUGGCUUUUCGUGA
Molecule: messenger RNA, 1152 nt
Organism: Seminavis robusta
Lineage: Eukaryota; Bacillariophyta; Bacillariophyceae; Naviculales; Naviculaceae
Source: the annotation of a GenBank genome assembly